Messenger RNA from Lycium ferocissimum, 816 nucleotides. RefSeq lists its product as uncharacterized. NCBI's taxonomy places the organism in Eukaryota, Viridiplantae, Streptophyta, Magnoliopsida, Solanales, Solanaceae. The record is from RefSeq and is a predicted model, not a curated record. The transcript has 3 exons. The coding region runs from base 448 to 816 and encodes 122 amino acids.
UCUAAGACUUAUUUAUUAAUAAUAGCUACCUUUUAUUUUAUUUAUUUUUAGUAGCUUAAAUUAAUUUCAAAAUUACCAGUUGUAACUGAUCUACAAGCCGUCUGUAUUUCCCCUAAACUUACGGCCCAUGUUUCCCAAUAACUCCCAAUCUCUUCUCUUUUCAAAUUAAUUUCUCUCCCAUCUUCAAUAUGUUCAACCGUAUUAUACACCCAUUAUCUAUCAUCAUUAUUAGCAUGAUUCCAUCUUCCUUAAUCGUUACCCACACAGUAUAGGUAACGAAUUUCGAUAAUUUAUUAGAAUAUUUUUACUUUCUUUGUUGUAUUUCUCUAUAUUUAUUCUUAUAUUUUCAUCGUUUUCUUUGUUUCUUUUCAUUCCUUUUUUUUUUUUUUUUUUCUCGUUUUCAGCCAUUGUUAGAGUGUUUAAAACAAGAUCCAAUUCUCCAUUUUAAUGGCGGAAAGAGAUACUCCAAGCAGUAAUACUCGAGGAGAAUCUGCUAAAAUUGCUGCUGAGAGAAGAAGCAAGAAGAUACAUGACCCAUCAAGGAUGCGUCAACUUCAACCAACUGAAGUUGCAAAACCGAGCAAGCGAAAAGAUGAUGUAUCAGUCAAAAAAGGUUCUAAAGUUGCUCAACAAAAUAAGAGAAAAGUAACCAAGCCUUUUUCCGAUGUUAAGGGUAAAAAGGUUGUUAAAGAUGUAGAUCUGGAAGAGGAUGAACAGGAAACUAAAUUCUAUGUUAAGAGUCAUCCUGAAGAGUCUCCAUCGAUGCAACGGUACACGAAUAUCGAGGUGUUCAAAGAUCUCAAGAGUAAGCUAUAA